AUGGCUACACGUACCGUUACGGACCUGCCCGUCGAGCUCCUCGUGAUGAUCUUUUUCUUUCUCGAUGCUCGCGGCCUGAUCAACUGCAAACAAGUGUGCCGGAUGUUCCUACAACUUAUACACGGCUCCACUUCCUUGCAAUAUUUCUAUGAACUCGAGCUUGCAGGCAUGGCCGACGAGCCCUUAUGCCCCCUUCCCUACGUGGAGAGACUGCGGAAAUUACGCUCUCUGCAGCACAUGCGCCGCACCGCAGAGCUUGUGCCAGGGUCGUCCUUUCCACAGUGGACGGCGCUUGUGUGGACGACCUCGCCUGGUGGUCUUUUCGCCCAGGCAGACAUGCGAGGCGGAAUUGAAUUCAUCCAGUUCCCAUCCUCAGUGCUUAGAGUCUCAGAGCGUCAAUGGUCUAUCCACAGUGACCAGCUCGAUAUGGACUUGGAGACAAUGUGUAUGGAUCCAUCACAGAACGUUGUUGUCGUGACAGGGUGGGAUCAGGUGCCAAACGAACCAGGUGAGAUCAACCUUUCAGACACGGGUAAAUAUGACGAAUUAGACGAAGAAAACCGCAAGGAAGGACGCCAAUCCCGUCUAGAAGGCGACUACGUAGCGCAUCUUAGCUCUUGGAACUAUGAAUAUGCGGUUCUGGUGUGGGAUUGGAAGACAGGCGAUUUGCUUUGGGAAAGUACCAUAUGUCGUGCAUUCGGCAUCUACUUGCAACGGACGGCAGAGCCAUUGUCAUCUUCGUGCUGGACAGACCAAGCAUAUAUACUGGUGUUCCAACCUUCAUUCGAGGUUCUCACUGCAUAUGGGAGCAUCCUAUACGCAAAGACCAAGCAUUCACUACGCCCCGUCUCAUGUCAACGCACAAAGGCGGAUACUCGCAGAGGAAUCCGGCUCAUCCAUUCUACUCGUCCCCCACAGCGUGGUCUAGUUGCCGUCGCCUGUUACGGAGUGCCGUAUAGUUUAGAAAGUGAGGACGUCUGGACGGAGGUGAUCUUGGUGCCUGCGUCCAUGAUCCGGGAGUGGGUUUUGCGUGCACAGGCCGACAGACUAGCCUACGAGGACAGCCUUCCUGUCGGAGGUGGUGGGCUCGUCGAAUGGGCGGAAUGGGCACCAUACUACCCGAGAAUGGUGCGCGCCGGCAGGCCGUUCUCCGCAGAGGUACAGGGCAUGUAUGCGAUAUUUGCCAAUGUCGAAGGGGAAGAACUUGUGCUGGAUCAUAUUGACUACACCGCCGUCGGAGGUAAAGAAGUGGAAGGCGAUCUCGACACCUACAGUGACCUUGGGGAUGAGUGGGAUGAAGGGGGUGAACUGUAUCUCAUCCCUGAGGACAGUGAAGGCGUCCAUUCGGCAUACGCCUUGCUUCAGCCGGGAAAUGUGAACAUCCCAAAGCCUUAUCUAGUCAUCCUUCCAGACUACGCAAUCUUGCAGGAGUAUAAGGAUGAUGAUGGAGACAAUCAGUGGCAGAUUUAUCAUAUCGUUGCCUCUGAUUCCGGUGAUUCUGUUAUUGGUAAAAUUGCGCCCAAUCGCCGCGCAACUAUGGCGCAGCGAUAG
This is a messenger RNA of Postia placenta MAD-698-R-SB12, 1551 nucleotides long. RefSeq lists its product as hypothetical. The transcript has 6 exons. The coding region runs from base 1 to 1551 and encodes 516 amino acids. NCBI's taxonomy places the organism in Eukaryota, Fungi, Basidiomycota, Agaricomycetes, Polyporales, Adustoporiaceae. The record is from RefSeq and is a predicted model, not a curated record. Gene Ontology annotation, molecular function: protein binding.